Molecule: messenger RNA, 2370 nt
Organism: Peronospora farinosa
Lineage: Eukaryota; Oomycota; Peronosporomycetes; Peronosporales; Peronosporaceae
Source: the annotation of a GenBank genome assembly
AUGUCACGGCGUAGGGAGAUCAAAAUGCUGUUGACACUAGUAGAAGUUCGCGCAGCUUUCGAACAGCAGAUAUUGCUAGCCGUGACGGAUGUGCUGGACAUUAUUCAUGAGGCGCAGUUUCUAAUGAACUUGGAGCCUAUCGUGGUUUCUGUGCUGGAACGAGCUUCAACUUACGUUUUUGGUGACAUUCAUGGUCAGUUUUACGAUCUGAUGCAAUUGAUGGACGCCGUUGGGGUGACUGAACUGGCGGAAAAGGAUGUUCAGUUGGUCUUCCUGGGAGACUAUGUCGAUCGUGGAGCCUUUUCGUGUGAAGUCAUGCUGUACCUAUUUCGAUUAAAAAUUCAGUUUACCAACAAGGUAUUUCUCCUACGUGGGAACCACGAGUGUGAAUCCAUUUCAUCUUUCUAUGGAUUUCGCAGUGAAUGCCGAGGCAAGUAUGGUAUCUCGAUAUAUUACCACUUCUUAUCCUGUUUCCAGUCAAUGCCAGUGGCUGCAUUGUUGGCCACAUCACGUGGAAAAAUUCUUUGUGUUCAUGGUGGACUUUCACCCGAAUUAAAAUCGAUUCAAGAUAUUCAAGUUAUUGAUCGACGUCGAGAGAUCCCAACAACUGGACUUUUGUGCGACCUUUUAUGGUCAGACCCUGUGACUUCAAAACGUCAUGGAAUGGACGCAAAGGUGGACACUCAAGUAUCUUGGAAACCCAAUCAGGCUCGUGGCUGUUCCUACUACUUUAACGCAGCAGCGACGUUCGAAUUUUUGGGUAACAAUCAGCUACUUUCGUUGAUACGAGCUCAUGAAUAUGACGAUGAAGGCUUUACGUUUCACUUCAACUCUGAGGAAUUCGAAAAACUGGACAACCGAGACGACAAGCUUAUGCCUCCACUUAUCACAGUCUUUUCGGCACCAAACUACUGCGAUAGCUACGGCAAUACGGCUGCCUAUUUGCUCUUUCGAAAUAAGCCUUUUUCAUGGGAAAUCCAGCAGGUCAAUACGGUGGGGCACCCUCCUCCACCGAUUGCAAGUGCUGAGAGAGGAUCCGAUAUGUGGCGAUUAUUUAACGAAACACUACCAUUUCUUCCAGCUAGCAAGAAAUUUUUCGAGGAGGUAUUGUGGUUGGCUCAAAGACAACGAGCUCAAAUGGGAUUGCAAUGUGCACCUAAUUCUUCGGCUGGCCACGAUGAUGUUAGCAAUCACAGUGGAGUCACUUUGGCUGAAAAUGAAACAUUACCAGAACGGCGCCGACGUAUGUCGAGUGAAAUGCACCCACAAGCUAUCCGAAAGGUGCUGGACGAUGAAGUAAAUAAGUGGGAAAUGGUUGAAGACAAAACGCAGCAUUGUUUUCCGGGGUCGAAAACUCCUCCGCGUAUUCAUCGUAGACCAUCUUUGAGCAGUGUGGAGGAGAAGCAGACCAACGAGCGGCCAAAUCUGCUGACUACGCAAGAACUUGAUACUAUAAAGUUAAUGUUUUCGUUGAUGGACACGGACGGCAGCUUGGAGUUGAACUCGGCAAAGGUUUCACAAUUCGUACUCAAUAUUCUGGGUGAAAGGAUCAGCACUGCUGAUGCUAACAGUUACCUAGAUGCUCUGGAUUAUGACCGAAACGGUGUAGUGGACUUUGUGGAUAUUCUCUCGUGGAUUGCAGUUAUGAAAGCGAACCACAACAAUCACCACUCAAGUAGCUUUCUGAGUUUGUCAAGUCUACAAAUUGGUGCGCGACUACUGACACGCGAGUUCAAUGCUACAAAAAUCUACUUGUGGCUGGCAUUUCUAUGCAUGUUGCGAGACAUCAUUGUUCCAAAGCAGCGAAAAGUGAUCAAAUCGUCAUAUAUUCGCCUGCUUGGUUCCAUCUCACUUGUGCUGUAUAUUCUGGGUCUUUUAUCUGGAGAAAACACUGGUCGAAAGCGUGCUAAUCAGUCAGCCAAGAAGGCUCAACGUGCAAGUGUAUCGCUUAGUACACGCCUACAGCAGUGGAUUGUGCCUAUUAAUGUGCUGUAUCUACUGUACUGCAUGGUGUGGCACUACAAUUCAGUCACAUUGUGGACACUUGUGGGUUAUGUCUUUUUGACAUUGUCCACCUAUUUCUGCUAUUCGUGGGUGGUUGGAGCAGCUCAGGAAGGAGGCAGCAGCGAGUACGCGAUGGACAUUUUAAUCGUUACGCUAUUCGUGCAAACUGGACUUUUGAUUUCGAGUUAUUUCUGGCUCGUCUACCUCGUUAUCCCGGGUUACCUGUUGUACCACGGAGGUCGUCUACUUCUUAAUUACGUUUUCACACCGAACGCAACGGACGAAGACGAUCCCAAUGCUUUAAAGAAAAAGGAAAAAGCAGAGCGGAAGGCUGGACGCCCAAAAUUCAAGAAUAACCGUCGGUAG